ACGGCAAUGUAUGCACGCGUGAAACAAAAAAAAAAACAACGCGCUAACUAUUUCCGGAUGAAAGCGAGCGACCGCCGCUCUGGUGGUUCCGUUAUCUUUUCGACGUCAGUGAAAUCUCGGUGGUACCGCGAGUAGCGUGUUACGUCACAUCGUCAAGCAGAUGGACGCGCUGAAGACGAUCCUGCUCGGUGUUUUGGCGUGUCACGUGGCCUUGAGCCAACGACCUCGCAAGAAUAACGUGUGUCCCAGUUUCCGGGACUAUUUCACAGUCGAGGGUAAUAACAACUGCUGGUACGACUUCGCCGCCGAGUCUACAGUGCCCGAAAUAAUUAAAAAGACCGGAUAUCCCUUCAUGGAGUACAAAAUUCGAACUCCGGACGACUACAUUCUGACGAUAUUUCGCAUUCCCAACUUCAAUGCUAACAAACCACCAAUUUUUUUACUGCACGGGGUUCAGAGCACGUCCGGUAUAUUCGUCGGGCUCGGUAAGCGAUCUAUAGCCUUUCUCCUAGCGAACGCUGGCUAUGACGUCUGGCUGGGAAACUAUAGAGGUACUGAAUACUCGGAAGGUCACGCGUAUCUCAAUGUCACCCAGAAGGAGUAUUGGGAUCACAGCGUCGACGAAAUAGCCAAAUACGACGUACCGGCCAUGUUGGAACUCGUAAACUACCACUCUGGCCAUACCGGCAAAACUAUCUACAUAGGGCAUUCCUUGGCCACCGCCGUCGCAAUGAUGUACUCCUCCGAAUACCCUGAACAGGCUGCUAAUUUGGUAUCUUUGUUCAUAUUCAUCGGACCGGCUUACAAAAUGGUACACAUGCGAUCCCCUUACAGGUUUCUUUUUCCCCUAUUUUACCCGGCACUGGAAGUCACUGGAGCUCUGAAUGUCGUACAGAUAGUUUCCAGAGGUCACUCGAGACGUUUAACAGGACCGACAUGUUUGGCAUCGCCUGUAAUCAUGGCCGCUUGCGUGGCUUUGGUAAACACCUUCAUCGGACCAUUCACCCAAAUAGCACCGGAAACCUUACCAGUUUACUUUAAUCAACUACCGGGUGGUACAUCGCUGAAAACGCUGACCUUCCUCAGAGAAUCGACCAGAGGCAAUUUUAGGAAGUACGAUUAUGGUCCGGGAAAGAACCUCCACGUCUAUGGAUCGAAAAUUCCUCCAGAGUACGACAUUAGGAAGAUUAAGGUGCCGAUUUUCAUCAUCUAUGCUGCUCAGGAUUGGACCACGACGAAGCAAGACGCCAUUAAUCUCUACAGGCAGCUGCCGGAAAGGGCGAAGUAUGGCAUAUACGGGGUAGAAAGGUUAAAUUUCAACCACCUGGACUAUUUUUUUGGGACGGACUCUGACCAGUUGAUUACCAAGCCGGUACUUCAAGUGAUGGAACGGUUUUUGAGAACGAAAUCAAAAUGCAUACGUAAUUUCUUCGGCAACAUGUUCUACGCAGUGGUGGUGCUAGUGGUGUCGGCGUGCGGCGUGUUGGGGGUUGAAAACAACGUUUGCCCUACGUACGACGACUACUAUACAAUGAGGAACAACUCGAAUUGUUUCUACGACCCCAGCGCUUCCCACGUUGCGCCAGACAUUAUCAGCAUACUGGGUUACCCUGCCCAGACAUAUCGGAUCGUGACAAGGGACGGGUAUAUCCUGACCGUGUUUCGUAUCCCCAACCACGGUCACCCCCACGCCAAGAAAAAUCCGGUCUACUUGCAACACGGCCUAGUGUGUACGUGCAAUAACUUCCUAGCCCUGCAGAGGGACUCCCUGGCAUUGAUGUUGGCCGAUGAAGGUUAUGACGUCUGGUUAGGUAACUACAGGGGUACCGCCUACUCCGAAGAACACGUCAACUAUACCGUCAGAGACGAGGCAUUUUGGGACGUAAGUAUGGACCAAGUGGCUCUGAUCGACUUGCCCGCCAUAUUCCACACCAUCUUGACCCAUACGGAGGGCCACCACAAGAUCAUCUAUAUAGGGCACUCGCUUGGUACCACCUUCGCCCUCAUGUAUGGCGCCGAAUUUCCUGACGAGGCCAAAGAUAUCAUGAAGAUGUUCGUCCUGCUUUGUCCGGCUUACACGCUGACCAACAUGAUUUCCCCCUACAAGUACCUCGCCCCUUACGGGAACUGGAUACUGGACACUGUACGCGAUUUGGGAUUAGAAAGAUUAGUAUCCGAAGGACGAGAACUGGCCAGGCUGACGAUACCUCUCUGCAUGGAAUCGCCUAACCUCAUGCAAUUAUGCAUGCAGCUCUACAACCUCUUCUACGGUCCCAAAGCAGACUUCGGGCCGGAAAUCAUACCCGUGUAUUUCAACCAGUUACCUGGGGGAACGUCCAUCAAAAUUCUCAACCACGCCGCUGACUUGGUGUUGGGCAACUUUAGGAAAUAUAAUUACGGCAAGGACAACCCGAGGUACUACGGCACCAAGGAAGCACCGAUCUUUGACAUAGGACGUAUCGAAGUACCAACGUACGUCGUCUAUAGUUCAGGAGACUGGGCUACGCCGGAAGCGGAUGCGAUCAAUCUGUGGAGACAUCUGCCGGAUCAGGCGCGUUUGGGUAUCAGGAAGAUAGACAACAAGAACUUCAACCAUAUCGACAUGAUCAUUGGCAGACAUGCGAGGGAGAUAGCCUACGAAGACCUAAUAAGAGUUGUAAACAACUUCGCACAACGCGACGACUAAUUUUACAUGAGAAGUUAUCGGUGUUAUUUAUUUUAAAGUGUUGCGAAAAAAAGAUUAAAAAAAAAGAUUUUUUAUUUGAGAAAAUAAUUUGGACGCUUUUGCAGAUUCGCCCAUUUAACUGUACAACAUAUGGGAAAAUAAUAUUAAAGUCGAAACGAUAUAUAGGUCAUAAAAUAUAAAAACUGC
This is a messenger RNA of Cylas formicarius (sweet potato weevil), 2872 nucleotides long. RefSeq lists its product as uncharacterized. Gene Ontology annotation, biological process: lipid metabolic process. Bases 161 to 2686 code for a protein of 841 amino acids. NCBI's taxonomy places the organism in Eukaryota, Metazoa, Arthropoda, Insecta, Coleoptera, Brentidae. The transcript has 11 exons. The record is from RefSeq and is a predicted model, not a curated record.